AUGUCCAUCGAAGUCGACUGGGCAACGGCCACGUCUGGUCCGGACGGGGAAGCUUUAGCGGAGCGUAUCCGAUCAUUUGUCCACGACAAGUUCCAGCAGAUCGCAUUGCCACGCUUUAUCCGUUCUGUCCAGGUUCAUUCCUUUGACUUCGGCACAAUUGGUCCAGAACUGGAGAUCAAAGACUUCUGCGAGCCUUUCGCGGACUUCUACGAGGAAGACGAUGACGACACGUCCGGGACCUCUGAGGAGCUCGGCACGGAUCAAUGGGAUUCGGAUCUAAAGGAGUCUCCUUAUGAAGACGAUAUACCCGUAAACUACGCCCGUCACAACCUUGCGCAUCACCCAUUCCCGGGCGAAGAAUUUCAACCGUCUGCGCUUCGAUCUCCGCUUCCCAUCGGUGACCACCUAAACCCUCACUUCCUGCCCCGCUCUAGCUCCCCCGGCAUUCCUGGAGGCACAUCGACGCUCGGUUACCACCUAAGGUCAUUGGGGGGUCUCUCUGGCACUCAAACUCCUCUAGCAGAUGUUGCCGGUGGGAGACCAUUCGCAAGCCCUUGGUCCGAUGCGGGCAUGGGACCGGGGAGACCGCGUGGUCCACCACGCCCAACGCCACAGCAACAUCGUGCAGAAGCAGACAUAGAAGCCAACACAUCGACCUCUCGACCUUCAACAGCAAAUACAAUACCCUCGCAUCCCUCAAUCGGCCAGGCUGGGAGCAGCGGAUCAAACCAUAACAGCAUUGAUCCCGCUGAUGUACCCCAGCCAUCCACUGAGCCCUCUACCGAUCCCUCGGCCCCAAACCCAUCCCGUAUGCGUGAACGCCGCCCAGAAGACUUCCAAGUUCUGUGCCAUAUGAAAUAUGCCGGAGACGUCCGAAUGUCUUUGACAGCUGAAAUCCUGCUCGACUACCCAAUGCCCAGCUUCGUCGGUCUUCCUCUCAAACUCAACGUCACUGGUAUCACCUUCGACGGCGUAGCGGUCGUGGCUUACAUACGCAAGCGAGUGCACUUCUGCUUCUUAUCCGCAGAAGAUGCAGAUGCUUUGCUUGGCUCCGAGGCGAGUCAGGGAAGCCGGAACCCAAGUGAUGAUGGACGGCCGCGAUCUGGCGCAGACCAGAAGCGACAAGGCGGCCUGCUCCAAGAGAUCCGGGUGGAAAGUGAGAUUGGCCGCAAAGAAGACGGAAAGCAGGUCUUGAAGAACGUUGGCAAAGUGGAGCGCUUUGUUCUCGCCCAGGUGCGCCGUAUAUUCGAGGAGGAACUGGUCUACCCCAGCUUCUGGACCUUCCUUGUCUAA
This is a messenger RNA of Penicillium maclennaniae, 1293 nucleotides long. It is a transcript of the gene mdm12, whose product is annotated as ERMES complex subunit MDM12. The transcript has a single exon. Lineage: Eukaryota; Fungi; Ascomycota; Eurotiomycetes; Eurotiales; Aspergillaceae. The record is from RefSeq and is a predicted model, not a curated record. Gene Ontology annotation, cellular component: ERMES complex. Gene Ontology annotation, biological process: phospholipid transport; mitochondrion organization. Gene Ontology annotation, molecular function: lipid binding. The coding region runs from base 1 to 1293 and encodes 430 amino acids.